AUGGCCUUUUCCUGUCCUCUUGGUAGCGAUGAUCGCUUUGGCCCUCGGGUUUCGGACCAGUGUCGAUCAUUUGACUUCACAUUGCUUUUUGAGGAUGUUUUCUUCACUUUGCUUCCAGCGGCAGUUUUUCUGCUGUCUGCAUUUUUGAGACUUCCUCUUCUUCUUCGGGCACCCGUGAAAAUAAGUUCCCAUUACUUGGCGACUGCAAAGCUUGUAACAAUACUACUAAACCCUAUUUUCGCAAUUGCCCUCGCAAGCUUAUUCGCCUUUCAUGUCGCAUUUAUGGCUUUUCAGGUCCAAGCUCCAAUUUUGCAUACCAAAGUUACACUCGCAGCUAGCGUGCUUCAGCUAUUCACCGUUGUUGGUUCCAUAUUGCUGUCAUGGUUGGAGGAUCAGCGUUCGGUUCGACCAUCCGAUCUCAUGGUCAUAUACUUCUUCUUAUCAAGCAUACUCGCCACCCCCAGACUGAGAUCGUUGUGGAUCCUUACGCCUGAUGUUUAUACACAGGCUUGCUUAUGGACACUGGUCACCGUUGGCACGAUCGUGGUGUUGUGCCUGGAAUCUAUUCACAAAACCCAAGUUAUACGUCUUGCUUAUCGUGAGUCCAGCAAAGAGAGUACUUCAAGCUUCUGGGCUCGUAGCUUCUUCAUCUGGGUUUUGCCUUUGUUUCGGAGUGGGUUCUCAAAUAUCAUUUCGUUGAAGGAUAUGCCCGAGGUCGACAGUGCCCUCCAGGGUAUCCCUGCCGAGAAAAAGAUCCUCGCCGCUUGGAAAAAUGGUAACUACACUGGUAAAAAUCGCCUUCUCCGGGCAACUUUUCGGGCCUAUCUUGGUCCAUUCGCCAGCGCGAUUAUCCCUCAAAUUUGUCUCACGGGUUUCAAAUUCUGUCAACCAUUCCUAAUUUCGGCAACGAUAGACUUCAUAGGUGAGCCCCCAACCAGAGAAAAUCAGGUCCAUGGACCGGCACUGGUCGGUGCAUACGUUAUAACCUAUAUGGGAAUGGCGAUAUCGACGGCUGCUUACUGGCGCCAAACACUUCGUUUGGUCACCAUGAUUCGAGGAGGCCUUAUUUCUCUUGUUUACCGACAGACAACCAAGCUUCAAUCCAGAGACUUCAAAAACAAGAGUUCUAUUACAUUGAUAUCUACUGAUGUGGAGCGCAUCAGCUAUAGACUCCAUGCGAUCCAUGAAGCUUGGAUGGCCCCCAUUCAAGUGGCAAUCGCAAUCUAUCUUCUGAAGCGACAGCUUGGCGUGGCUUGUUUAAUCCCGACCGUCAUCUCGUCUCUCGCGAUUCUGGCCACGUUCCCACUAUCGAAAACUUCAAACGGUGCCCAGCUGAGGUGGAUUGAACGUGUUCAAGCACGGCUCACUGUAGUAUCUAGCAUGCUGCAUGAUAUGAAAGCUGUCAAAAUGCUAGGGAUUAGUGAUAAGUUGUUCGAAAGUGUUUCGGGUUUGCGAAAAGAGGAGCUGAAAGCCUCGGAGCGCUUUAGAGUUCUCAUUCUAUGGCAGGUUGCAAUCUCGAACUUGCCCCUCACGCUGGCUCCAUACGCAACAUUCGUGAUAUUUUCCUUAAUUGCCGUGACUACUGGCGGCGAAUCGCUUUUUUCAAAUCGGACAUUCACUUCUCUAUCCCUUAUUUCCUUGAUGACAUUUCCGCUUCUCAGAUUUGUCCAGGCACUCCCGGGAUUAUGGCAGUCGGUUGGGUGUUUUGAUCGCAUCGAGAAGUACUGCACCCAGGCACCGCUGGACGAAGACUCGGACUUUGUCCCCGGAGCUGACGGUAUCGAGCUGCAAUCCAACACUGGCUUGUUUACACCCCCAGUUGGGAUGGUACUUGAACUUCGCGAUGCCAGCUUUUCCUGGUUAAAGGACUCAGAGCCCACUCUUCGAGAUUUGGAUAUUACUUUCAGAAAGGCCACUAUGACAGCAAUUGUUGGGCCCGUUGGAAGCGGCAAAAGCACCCUUCUAGAAAGUAUCCUGGGCGAGACAGUUCUGCAGAAAGGCUCCCUGUUGCCGUUCAACUCCACGGUCGCAUACUGUCCCCAGACCCCUUGGAUCAUGAACAACACGAUUCGGGAGAAUAUCACUGGCCCAGCACCAUUCGAUGAGAAGUGGUACAACUUCGUGAUCUGGGCCUGCUCGUUAGAGACAGACUUGCAAAAUAUCCCUGCUGGGGAUCUCUCCAUUGCCGGAACUUCUGGUAUCACGCUCAGUGGCGGACAGAAACAGCGCAUCUCUCUCGCUCGCGCUGUUUACUCGCGAGCUGCGGUCCUGGUCCUCGACGAUGUAUUCAGCGGUCUCGACACCCGAUCUGUAGCGGCGAUUUCUUCUCGGUUACUUGCGGCAGAUGGCCAUUUCAGAAAGGCAGGCAGGACAGUUAUUCUUGCAACCCAUAAUAACCGUCUUCUCCCGUUCACAGACAAGAUCUUGAUGUUAGAAAAUGGCCGACUUUCUAGGACCGGGACAUACGAGCAGCUGCGCUCUAUCAUACCAGAAGAUAGCCGAGGUCAAAGCACUGAGGACCCUGAAAGGGAGAGUUCCCCCACUGACAAAGCUGUCGAAAUGACCAGUGUCUCUGAAAUGUUGUCGGCAAUUCCCGAAGAUGACAAUGCUGCAAAUACCCUUCGACGAGACGGGAGUUGGUCCGUAUAUAUAUUCUAUUUCAAGUCGGCUGGCUACACGAUCGUAUUUAUUGUCGUGUUCUGUGUUGCGCUAUUUGGGUUCUCUGAUAGAUUCUCCACCGUAUGGCUUCAGCAGUGGUCGAGUGCCAAUGAUAGCCAUCCAAAUCAGAGGAUCGGGUUUUAUAUCGGGGUAUAUUCACUUCUGUUUGCGAUAUCGCUCACUACACUCAUGAUUGGAGCUUGGGCUUUGUUUGUGAAAGCAAUCAACAAUACCGGUCUUUCCAUGCAUUCCCACUUGCUAGGAACUACAUUAAAGUACGUGGUUUCACCUUCCGCUAGUUCUACGCCGUCUAACGCUGAGUUAUCGCACCAGAGCACCAAAGUCGACGCUGGAUUGACAACUAACAGAUUUAGCCAAGACCUGGAGCUCAUCGAUCUGGAUCUUCCAAAUGAAUCUAUCAACUCGGCCGUUUCCCUGGCAAACUGUGCUGUGGAACUUGUCAUCCUCUGUGUGAUGGGUAAAUAUCUCACCGUAACCGUCCCAAUCCUGGCAGUCAUUCUCUUUUUUGUCCAGGGAUAUUACCUCCGGACCUCUCGACAAGUGCGGCUCCUGGACAUUGAGGCUAAAGCACCUCUCCUCACUCAUCUCGUCGAGACAAUGCAGGGUAUAUCCGUUAUUCGAGCCAUGCGAUGGCAGGAGCCCUUCCGGGAUCGCCUUGAUAAGCUUCUCAAUCAAUCACAGCAACCAUUCUAUAUGCUCUUCUGCAUUCAGCAAUGGCUUCAACUGGUGCUUGACUGUAUAGUCAUGGCUCUAGCCGUUAUACUUGUCACCUUAGUCGUCUCAUUGAAAGACAAGUUCAGUCCCGGAGCAAUUGGUGUUGCACUGAAUCUGAUUCUAAGCUUUAAUAUGGACCUGAUGCAGCUUAUUCAGUCCUGGACGAAGUUAGAGACAUCAAUCGGCGCCGUCUCUCGCAUUCAGGACUUCCUCGAGAACACACCAUCUGAGGACCGGGAUCAACGUCGUAUAGAGCUGCUGCCGCCCAAUUGGCCUACUUCCGGAAAUGUCUCCUUCCGAGGAAUCACGGCUUUCUACAACUCUCAAUCUCCACCGGUCCUGAAUGACCUGUCUUUAGCUAUUCAAUCGGGCGAGAAGAUUGCCAUUUGUGGCCCUUCGGGAAGCGGCAAAACAUCCUUGAUCCUUGGAUUGUUACAAAUGAUUGAAUUAAAGCAAGGUCAAAUUGAGAUUGACGGUAUAGCUUUAUCCACACUCCCCUGCGAUGCUGUGCGAACUCGAAUCAACGUCGUUCCCCAAGAGCCAUUCUUCAUGCCAGGCACGCUUCGCUUCAAUCUUGACCGCGGAUUUGAAGAUAGCCCCAUAUCUGAUGAGUGUCUCGUUCGAGCACUGGAAACUGUUGGACUUUGGAAGAAAGUCUGUGGUGACACAGCACAAGGAGGAGAACUGGAUCAGCAGUUGACCGUAUCGGAUUGGUCGGUGGGGGAGCGACAGUUGCUAGCACUUGCGCGAGCAAUGCUGAUGAAAAGUCCAAUUCUAAUUCUUGACGAGGCGACGAGCAGUGUCGACUGGGAAACGGAAGCCACCAUGCAAAGUAUUAUUGAGCAAGAGUUUGCUUCUCAGACCGUGAUUUCGGUUAUUCAUCGUCUCCAAUACAUUGAAAGCUUCGAUCGCGUUGCUCUCAUGAAACAUGGUCGGCUUGUGGAAUUUGAUAGUCCUAAGGAAUUGCUGGCAGGCCCGUCGGAAUUCCAAGACUUUUAUCGUGCGAAGCAUGCCGAAUGA
Molecule: messenger RNA, 4413 nt
Organism: Penicillium manginii
Lineage: Eukaryota; Fungi; Ascomycota; Eurotiomycetes; Eurotiales; Aspergillaceae
Exons: 13
Coding region: 1-4413 (1470 amino acids)
Biological process (GO): transmembrane transport
Cellular component (GO): membrane
Molecular function (GO): ATP hydrolysis activity; ABC-type transporter activity; ATP binding
Source: RefSeq, a predicted model, not a curated record